Messenger RNA from Pseudoliparis swirei, 3094 nucleotides. RefSeq names its product catenin (cadherin-associated protein), alpha 1 (gene ctnna1). Lineage: Eukaryota; Metazoa; Chordata; Actinopteri; Perciformes; Liparidae. The record is from RefSeq and is a predicted model, not a curated record. Gene Ontology annotation, cellular component: actin cytoskeleton; catenin complex; adherens junction. Gene Ontology annotation, molecular function: actin filament binding; cadherin binding; beta-catenin binding. Gene Ontology annotation, biological process: cell migration; cell-cell adhesion.
AACUGCUGAAAACCAAUUUAAACCGCCUGUUUGCUACUUCCUGGUUGUUUGUGUUCCUCGAGGAGAAGUCGCUCGUGCGGUUAGGAUCCCAACUCAACGGAGUCGCCGAGGGAGGAGGAAGGGAGGAAGGGAGGAAGGGAGGAAAAGUUUUGAAGCUCGGAACUCCGUGAUUCUCAUUCCUCCAUUUUGAACUUUUUUUAAAACUACAGUUGCAGCCCGUGGAUUGUUUUUCACAUUCACCAUGACGAACAUCAACACGGCCAACAUCAACUUCAAAUGGGACCCAAAAAGUCUCGAGAUUCGUACUCUGGCCGUGGAGAGGCUGCUGGAGCCCCUGGUCACGCAGGUCACCACGUUGGUGAACUCCAGCAACAAAGGCCCGUCCAACAAGAAGAAAGGGCGCUCCAAGAAGGCUCACGUCUUGGCGUCGUCGGUGGAGAACGCCACCCAGAACUUCCUGGAGAAAGGAGAAAAGAUUGCAAAGGAAAGUCAGUUCCUAAAGGAUGAGCUGACUGCUGCCGUGGAAGACGUGCGCAAGCAAGGCGAGUCGAUGCGCCAGGCUUCUGGAGACUUUGCCGAGGACCCGUGUUCCUCGGUGAAGAGGGGCAACAUGGUCCGGGCCGCCAGAGCCCUGCUGUCGGCCGUCACUCACCUGCUGGUGCUGGCCGACAUGUCGGACGUCUACAAGCUGCUGCUGCAGCUGAAGCUGGUGGAGGAGAGUCUGGUGAAAGUGCGUAACGCCGGAACGGAGCAGGACCUGGGGAUCCAGUACAAGGCCCUGAAACCAGAGGUGGAUAAGCUGAACAUGAUGUCCGCCAAGAGACAGCAGGAGCUGAAAGACAACCACCACAAGGACCAGAUGGCGGCUGCCCGCGGCGUGCUGCAGAGGAACAUCCCCAUGCUGUACACGGCGUCCCGCGCCUGCCUGCAGCACCCCGACGUGGCGGCCUACAAGGCCAACCGGGACCUGAUCUUCAAGCAGCUGCAGCACGCCGUCUCCGGCAUCUCCAACGCCGCCCAGGCCACGGCCUCCGAGGACUCGGCCCUCAACCAGCCGGCCGGCGGCGGAGAGCUGGCCUACGCCCUCAACAACUUUGACAAACAAAUCAUCGUGGACCCGCUGGCGUUCAGCGAGGAGCGCUUCCGCCCCUCCCUGGAGGAGCGCCUGGAGAGCAUCAUCAGCGGCGCCGCCCUCAUGGCCGACUCCUCCUGCACGCGCGACGACCGCCGCGAGCGCAUCGUGGCCGAGUGCAACUCCGUGCGCCAGGCUCUGCAGGACCUCCUGUCCGAGUACAUGGGCAACGCGGGGAGGAAGGACCGGAGCGACGCCCUGAACACCGCCAUCGACCGCAUGACCAAGAAGACCAGAGACCUCCGCAGACAGCUGCGUAAGGCCGUGAUGGACCACGUCUCCGACUCCUUCCUGGAGACCAACGUGCCGCUGCUGGUCCUGAUCGAAGCCGCCAAGAACGGCAACGAGAAGGAGGUGAAGGAGUACGCCCAGGUGUUCCGCGAGCACGCCACCAAGCUGAUCGAGGUGGCCAACCUGGCGUGCUCCAUCUCCAACAACGAGGAGGGCGUGAAGCUGGUGCGCAUGGCGGCGUCUCAGCUGGAGACUCUCUGCCCUCAGGUGAUUAAUGCGGCGCUGGCCCUGGCUGCCAAGCCCAACAGCAAGGUGGCCCAGGACAACAUGGACCUGUUCAAGGAGCAGUGGGAGAAGCAGGUCCACGUGCUCACCGACGCCGUCGACGACAUCACGUCCAUCGACGACUUCCUGUGCGUGUCCGAGAACCACAUCCUGGAGGACGUGAACAAGUGCGUCAUCGCUCUGCAGGAGAAGGACGUGGACGGUUUGGAUCGCACCGCCGGCGCCAUCCGGGGCCGCGCCGCCCGGGUCGUCCACGUGGUCACGUCCGAAAUGGACAACUAUGAACCCGGCAUCUACACGGAGAAGGUCCUGGAGGCCACCAAGCUGCUCACCAACAGCGUCAUGCCGCGGUUCACGGAGCAGGUGGAGUCCGCGGUGGAUGCCCUGAGCGCCAACUCCUCGCUCCCCGUGGACGAGAACGAGUUCAUCGACGCGUCGCGCCUCGUGUACGACGGCAUCCGAGACAUCCGCAAGGCCGUGCUCAUGAUCAGAACUCCGGAGGAGCUGGACGACUCCGACUUUGAGACCGAAGACUUCGAUGUGCGCAGCAGGACCAGCGUGCAGACGGAGGACGACCAGCUCAUCGCCGGGAAGAGCGCUCGGGCGAUCAUGGCCCAGCUGCCCCAGGAGCAGAGGGCGAUCAUCGCCGAGCAGGUGGCGAGCUUCCAGGAGGAGAAGAGCAAGCUGGACGCCGAGGUCUCCAAGUGGGACGACAACGGCAACGACAUCAUCGUGCUGGCCAAGCAGAUGUGCAUGAUCAUGAUGGAGAUGACCGACUUCACCAGGGGUAAAGGGCCUCUGAAGAACACCUCUGAUGUCAUCGGCGCCGCCAAGAACAUCGCCGAGGCCGGAUCGCGGAUGGACAAGCUGGGCCGCGCCAUCGCCGACAACUGCCCCGACUCCACCUGCAAGCAGGACCUGCUGGCCUACCUGCAGCGCAUCGCCCUGUACUGCCACCAGCUGAACAUCUGCAGCAAGGUCAAGGCCGAGGUGCAGAACCUGGGAGGAGAGAUGGUCGUGUCCGGGCUGGACAGCGCCAUGUCCCUCAUCCAGGCCGCCAAGAACCUGAUGAACACCGUGGUGUCCACCGUCACAGCCCUGUACGGGCUCCGCACUGGGCACCAGAAGAACAAGAACAUGGAGGCCCUGAACAUGCCCGCCAUCUCCUGGAGGAUGAAGGCGCCCGAGAAGAAGCCGCUGGUGAAGCGCGAGAAGCAGGACGACGGGCAGGGCAACAAGGUCAAGAGGUCGUCUCUGAAGAAGCAGGUCAACCCGGUGCAGGCGCUGAGCGAGUUCAAGGCCAUGGACAGCAUCUAGAGGGGUCCAGAGUCCUCCUGGAGUCCUCUCCCAGAGUCCUCUCCCAGAGUCCUCCUGGAGUCCUCUCCCAGAGUCCUCUCCCAGAGUCCUCUCCCAGAGUCCUCUCCCAGAGUCCUCUCCCAGAGUCCU